AGGGAAGCCCUCACGUCGGCGCCGCAAGAGGCACCCUAACUUAAUACUCCUAGAUCGCUGCCAUGGAACGCGACUCAAUGGCUCCCCGAGCUACUGCACUCUACACAAAGAGUGGCCAUUCCUCUCACCACCACUGCCCUCUUCCACAUCCUGCUGCUGCCGUAUCCGUCUAGUGCUGCGACCAACCACGCCGCACGAACCCGCCUCCGCGCCCUCGUCCUCGUGUCACAUUGGACUGCAAGUCGGUUCUCCUCUGCAUAGCGGCCUGCAGGCGUGGUGCAGCUGCUGCAGCAUACACUUCUGUGCGACAGACGCACCUCGACCAAACGGUCGUCCCGAAUACGCACGCUCGGUGCUGAACAGAACCUCACGGUGCCAGCAGAGACAGCCUCUCCAGCACCCAAUGCAUCAUGUCUCGGGCAGGGCAUCAGAGAGAAUACCACAUCGCCGUGCUGGGCUCGGGCGGUGUAGGCAAGAGCUGCUUGACCAUGCAAUUCGUGCAGGGCGUGUUCGUAGAACGAUACGACCCAACGAUUGAGGAUUCAUAUCGCAAGCAUAUCGACGUCGACGGCAGACAUGUGGUCCUGGAGAUCAUGGACACUGCGGGCACAGAGCAAUUCAAUCGCUCAGAGACAUGUACAUGCGACUCGGCCAGGGCUUUCUACUGGUCUUCAGCAUAACCUCUGCAUCCUCCCUCCGCGAACUCGUCGAGCUCCGCGAGCAAAUCGUACGAACGAAAAACGAUCCGUCGUUUCCCAUUGUCCUGGUAGGCAACAAAUCAGACCUCGAGGAAGAUCGAGCAGUGUCACGAGCAAAAGCAUUCCAGCUGUCACAGAGCUGGGGCAACAUUCCAUAUUACGAAACGAGCGCACGAAGAGCAACGAACAUCAACGAAGUCUUCAUAGAUGUCUGCAGGCAGAUCAUCAGGAAAGAUUUGGCAAAAGCAAGGCCGGAAGAUGGGGAUCGAAGACACCGGGAGCGCAGACGAAAGCAUCGAGAAAAUGGGGAUCAUCACGACCGUGAUCGUGGCCGCAGAGACAGAGGCGGCUCGAAAUGUACGAUACUAUGAUCAAACACAACGACGACAGUCUCGUCAGCACUCCAUGAUCGCAAGGUCGCAUGUCGGGUGAAGCUUCGAGGCUAUAAUGAUACACAUUACCCGAGAACCCGGUGUUUCGCAGAAUUUCUGCACCUACACCUGUCAGCUACACCUGUCAGGACCAACGCUUCUGACACGCCCACAAGUGCAUUUUCCACUGUGAGGUACAGAGGUGCUGAACAAAGGUGUAGGGCUUAUCUCGGUGGUGACAUCAGCAUCACAGACUGCACGCAAAAAGUCUGCAGGUGCUACAUACUAAAAGCAACUAGCGCUAGCAAAUACUGCAAGGGACAUCCAACA
This is a messenger RNA of Cercospora beticola, 1399 nucleotides long. The record is from RefSeq and is a predicted model, not a curated record. Lineage: Eukaryota; Fungi; Ascomycota; Dothideomycetes; Mycosphaerellales; Mycosphaerellaceae.